AACUGGUGUGCUUUAAAUAGGAAAAUAUACAAAAUAAUCGAGAGUAUAAUUAUUACCAAAGAAUUUCUCUAUUUUACACUGAGAGCCCACAGUGCUUUCCUGGUGAUGGCUACCAAUCAACACAACCUCCAGGCUGCCACUCAGAACAGAGGCUGUUGGUUUGCUGUAUUCCGUUGCUUCAACAGCACACCAGUGGACAAGUCGACUGCUCCUAUUGAGUUUGAGAAUCUUGUCACAGCAGAGAAGCGGGCGAACGAGCUCCGGGAACGUACAAAGGUGGUGACAGAAGAGGAGAGAGAACAUGUGAUGAGUGGCAACUUUGAUCAGCUGUUGGCAGAACAAGAGAGAAUGGACAGAGAGAGAGAUAAUGAGCUAAGGAGAAGAGAAGAAGCACUGAGAAUGGAAGAAGAGGCCUACUAUGCUGCUAAGAGAGGGGCCUCACGUAAACUGGCCACUCAGACGCUAACAGACCUCAGCAGUAUGGAAAAGGGUCUGUCAUCAGAGACUAAAAACUCCCCUGACACCCAGCCCUUACAUGCAGCCCACCUCCAGUCUGGUGAGCAGCCUAUAAGCAGUGAGGGACAGUCUGAAGACAUGGGUCCAUGGACAGGGGCUACUGAGGAACCUUCAUCAAGAACAAGAACACUGACUCAGGACGAGGAGGACUUUGACAAAUUCCUGGAGAGUGUCAAAGCUCAGCAGCUCUCACUCUCCACAAAAGUUCCCGAGCCCCACCCCUCACUGUCUGACUCGGAAGAGGAGAUAGACUUUGGAUUCUGGGAGAAGGCGUCCACCCUACCCUCGGAUAAGACCCCAACCAAGGACCUGAACUUGUUAUGAGACUGUCACACAUUUUGUCUGUUUUUGUGGUCUAUUCUGCCAAUUAUUGUUUGCAUAAUUAUUCUAGCUUAAUG
Messenger RNA from Halichondria panicea, 914 nucleotides. RefSeq lists its product as uncharacterized. Gene Ontology annotation, molecular function: AP-1 adaptor complex binding. Gene Ontology annotation, biological process: negative regulation of substrate adhesion-dependent cell spreading; regulation of Arp2/3 complex-mediated actin nucleation; negative regulation of cell motility. The record is from RefSeq and is a predicted model, not a curated record. Lineage: Eukaryota; Metazoa; Porifera; Demospongiae; Suberitida; Halichondriidae. The coding region runs from base 106 to 840 and encodes 244 amino acids. The transcript is spliced from 7 exons.